Messenger RNA from Nerophis lumbriciformis (worm pipefish), 939 nucleotides. Lineage: Eukaryota; Metazoa; Chordata; Actinopteri; Syngnathiformes; Syngnathidae. The record is from RefSeq and is a predicted model, not a curated record.
AUGAAUAAAGACAUCACCACCUUCCUCAAAGGCUUCGCCAUGGGUGCGGCCAAUGUCGUCCCUGGUGUCUCUGGUGGAACGAUUGCUUUUAUUACCGGGAUUUACGAACGCUUAAUUAACGCCCUGAAAUCGUUCGAUGUCGAAGCCCUGCAAAUGGUUCUCAAGUUUCGCUUUCUGGACCUUGCUAAAAAAAUAGACAUCCGGUUUUUAAGCGCUCUAUUUCUAGGAGUGAUCGUGAGCAUCGUCACCCUCGCGCAAGUCCUGAAAUGGGGCUUUGAAAAACACCCCACCUUGAUUUGGGCUCUCUUCUUUGGCCUCAUCGCAGUUUCCAUCCCCAGCAUCGGAAAAAUGGUGAAGCAUUGGACAAUGUCGAGAUGGCUCUGCCUCAUCAUUGGCGCAGCCCUCGCCCUCAGCAUGGCUUUUCUAAAGCCGGCAAACGAAAAUACCGCCAUCGUUUACCUUCUUCUCUGUGGGGUCGUCGCUAUGUGUAGUAUGAUUAUCCCCGGACUCAGCGGAUCUUUUGUUCUUCUUCUCAUGGGAAAUUAUUCCCUCAUCAUGAUUGACUCGGUGAAUGCCCUCUCUGCUUUCGAUCUUGGGAAAGCCUUGCCUGUGCUCAUUCCCGUUGGGAUCGGAGCCGUGAUUGGCUUGUUGGCUCUUUCCCACUUCCUUAGUUGGCUUUUUAAAAACCACCAUGACAACGCCACCGCUACCAUCGCGGGAUUUGUGGCUGGUUCACUUGUCAUCAUCUGGCCAUGGAAGGAUAAAAUCGUAGAGACCUUUUAUCGGAACGACGAAGCCAAAGAAAAAAUCAUUGGCUAUGAAAACUGGCACCUUCCCAAUUUUUCCCAAUCCUCCACUUGGCUCGAAGUCGCUUGCGUCAUCGCCGGCGCAGCCUUGAUUAUCAUGGUUGAGAAAUUAGCGAAAAAGGAAAACGUUUGA